Messenger RNA from Dipodomys spectabilis (banner-tailed kangaroo rat), 1170 nucleotides. Its product is annotated as serpin B13-like. The transcript has 7 exons. Gene Ontology annotation, molecular function: serine-type endopeptidase inhibitor activity. The record is from RefSeq and is a predicted model, not a curated record. Lineage: Eukaryota; Metazoa; Chordata; Mammalia; Rodentia; Heteromyidae. Bases 1 to 1170 code for a protein of 389 amino acids.
AUGGCUCCUUUCAGUGCAGCCUCCGCUCAAUUCGGCUUCGCUCUUUUCAAAGAGCUCAAGGAAAUACAAGACGGCAACAUCUUCUUUUCCCCACUGGGCAUCUCAACCGCCAUUGGCAUGAUUCUCUUAGGGACCCAGGGAGCCACCGCCUCCCAGUUACAGAAGGUGUUUUACUCUGAAAAAGACACAGAAAGCCUUAUGGCAAUGACUGAAGACAAAGAGACUGAGAAGACAGAAGAGAUACACCAACAAUUCCAAAAGCUUUUGACUGAAAUGAGGAAACUCACGAAUGAUUAUGAACUGAACAUAAGCAACAGGCUGUUUGGAGAACAAACCUACCUCUUCCUUCAAAAAUACUUAGAUUAUGUUAAAAAAUAUUACCAUGCAUCCCUGGAACCUGUUGAUUUUGUAAACGCACCAGAUGAAUGUCGAAAGAAGAUUAAUUCCUGGGUUGCAAGCCAAACAAAUGAAAAAAUCAGUGACCUCUUUCCAGAAGGCUCCCUUAACAGCUCAACCAAGCUGGUGUUGAUAAACACUGUGUAUUUUAAAGGGCAGUGGGACAGGGAGUUUAAGAAAGAAAAUACCAAAGAGGAAGAAUUUUGGGUGACUAAGAGCACAAGUAAACCUGUGCAGAUGAUGGCACAGAGACAAAAACUCAGUUUCGCCUCCCUGGAGGACCUGCAGGCCAAAAUUGUGGGGAUUCCAUACAAGAACAAUGACCUCAGCCUGUUCGUGUUUCUGCCCAAUGACAUAGAUGGUCUGGAGAAGAUCAUAGACAAACUGAAUCCUGAGAAGGUGGUGGAGUGGACCAGCCCUGGGCGCAUGGAGGAGAGGAUGGUGGACCUCCGCCUGCCCCGGGUGGAGGUGACCGAUGCCUAUGACCUGGAGCCGGCGCUGCGCGCGCUGGGGAUGUGCGCAGCCUUCAGCGAGCACGCCGACUACUCGGGGAUGUCCGUGCGCUCCGGGAUCCGCGCGCAGCACCUGCUGCACAGGUCUGAGCUGCUGCUGAGUGAGGAUGGCGCACAGGCGGCAGCCGCCACGGGUGUGGACUUCGCCCUAUUCUCGGCCCCCAGCCAGGAACAUGUCCACUGCAACCAUCCCUUCCUGUUCUUCAUCAAGCACGCCAAAUCCGACAGCGUCCUCUUCUUUGGAAGGUUUUCUUCUCCUUGA